Aspergillus calidoustus is the source of this 743-nucleotide messenger RNA. The record is from the annotation of a GenBank genome assembly. NCBI's taxonomy places the organism in Eukaryota, Fungi, Ascomycota, Eurotiomycetes, Eurotiales, Aspergillaceae.
ACGAGCGUUGUUGGACUGUGUGUAGGUCAUGUGACCUGACGCGUUUCUCCCAGGGUCGUCAAUUCAUGCAUUCUCAACGAUGCUGUUUGCAAUGAAUUCGUCUCUUACCCAAAUCAUCUCCAUCUCCUUAUGCAAUGCCUGCGCGACCGAAGUCCAGGAUCACAACAGCCUGCAACUCAUGUAGACUACGAAAACAAAAGUGCAGUGGAAACCGACCAACAUGUAUGCAAUGCCUACAGCAUCGGCGAAACUGCGAUUGGCCCGAGCAGUUGAAACGGGGCCCCGCAAAAGGCUACAUCGAAGCCCUCGAGCAGCGGCUCCACGAAACAGAGGGCCUGCUCCUGGGGCUCUUGGAGCAAGUAUCUGAUUCCCAGCUGUCAUCUGGUAUCCCGCACCCCACAGCGCAAUCCCGACCGGGGAAACGGGGCAGCGAAUACUGGAAGCGGUUUCCACUGCGGUCUGUGGAGGGGAUCCGGUCGUGGCAGGAGGAUGCCCUGCGAUCUGCAACGGAGCGUUCUGAAGCUUCUACUGCCACGCCUAAUCUUGAUCUAGCCGGACCUUCAUCGGAUGCUGUAGAGGCAUCUCCUGCGACUCUUACUCCCCAGGAAGAACCAUCCCGAAUACAGCAGAAAAGCCCAAAACCACAGGCGACUUUGAGUUUGUGGAGUGGAGCUCCCUCGACCGAUUUCCAGCAGCGCUUUCUGUGGUAGCGACGGUACGUCGCCUCACUCGUUCGAUCGCAU